UUCACAUAUUUUUUGUCCCGGAAAAUAAAGUUAUGUCAUGCGCACUGAUGUCGGGCAACCGAUAUCCUAGUAAAUAAUGGACGAAUAAUAUAGUAGUAUCAACAGCAAUCGAGACCAUCUGCCAAAAUUUAUAUUGAAAUGGCAUUCGUUUCUUCAAUUUUCUUUCAGAAGAGACAUUAAUCUACAUUUUGAACCCAAUUUUAAGUCGAUUACGAUUCAGACAUGGAGCUUAGAGUAGGAAAUAAGUACAGACUGGGGAGAAAAAUUGGUAGUGGAUCUUUUGGUGAUAUUUACCUUGGUACUGAUAUUUCUAAUGGUGAAGAAGUUGCUAUCAAAUUAGAAUGUGUCAAAACAAAACAUCCACAACUGCAUAUAGAAAGCAAAAUAUAUCGUAUGAUGCAAGGUGGUGUUGGUAUACCUACAAUAAAAUGGUGUGGUGCAGAAGGAGACUACAAUGUGAUGGUGAUGGAGUUAUUAGGCCCUAGUCUUGAGGAUCUGUUUAAUUUUUGCUCACGCAAAUUCAGUUUAAAAACUGUAUUGUUACUAGCUGAUCAGUUGAUUAGUAGGAUUGAAUAUAUUCAUUCCAAAAACUUUAUACACAGAGAUGUGAAACCUGAUAAUUUUCUAAUGGGACUUGGAAAGAAAGGAAAUCUUGUGUAUAUUAUAGACUUUGGACUUGCUAAAAAAUAUAGGGAUGCCAGGACACAUCAACAUAUUCCAUAUCGGGAAAACAAGAAUCUCACUGGAACAGCCAGAUACGCCAGUAUUAACACACAUUUAGGAAUAGAACAAAGUAGGAGGGAUGAUAUGGAGUCAUUAGGCUAUGUGUUUAUGUACUUCUUGCGGGGAAGUUUACCUUGGCAGGGUCUGAAGGCAGCUACAAAAAGACAGAAGUAUGAACGUAUUAGUGAAAAGAAAAUGUCAACUCCUAUUGAAGAAUUAUGUAAAGGAUUUCCUUCUGAAUUUGCCACCUACCUAAAUUUUUGUCGAUCUCUACGGUUUGAUGACAAACCAGAUUAUUCUUAUCUACGACAGUUGUUCAGGAAUUUGUUCCAUCGCCAAGGAUUUACCUACGAUUAUGUAUUUGACUGGAACAUGUUAAAAUUUGGAGGACGUAAUAAUGAUGAUUCAGACAGAGGUAAAAUUGGAUCCUCUGCCCGUCCAGUGCAUGGCACAGCUGGUGGUAGUCGGAUGAAAAAUGAUCAAAUGCCCGUCACUGCAGCCACACCACCAGGUGAUUACGAUAAUGAAUCACCUAGACCCUAUUCUAGAGAAAGGGAAAGAAGAACAAGCACCCGUCUUCACCGAGGGAUACCUACAGGUGCUGAACAACUACAACGUGAUGCCACACGAAUUUCUACAGCUCCAAUGCAGGCUGGUUUAACUGGUGUCAAUUCAGCAAUGAGGAGAGGUAGUGCUUCAAAAGAUGGUGAUAUACCUGUAAGGACAGGCUCGUCUCGACAUAAUCGAAAAUGAUAGUGCUGUAAUCAAAUUGUUGGAGGAAGAUGGUGCCAAUUUUUAUGCGAAAUGUGAUAUAAAUGUGUCAACAUCUACAUGAUUUACAUGUGUGUGUUAAUGUGGUUGUAUAAAUGUUAAUGAUUGAUUCUUUUAUAAAUGUAUUUUAUGUAGGUCCUUGUUUUUUUAAACAGUUCAAAACAAAUGAUAAAAAAGUUGAGUUUGUAUGAAAACUGUACACAUCAGUUAUAUGUAUCAUAAACUGAAUAUGAGUCUCCAAUAAACCACAAGAAUGUCAUUUAUGAAAAAUGUAAUUUCAUUACUUGCAUACAUACAAUGGGUUUUUCUUUCUUCAUCAAUUUCUCUCUCAAUUAAGAUACAAAUUUGCAUCCUAAAAUUUCUGACUCGAUAUCUGUUUGAACAUAAUAUUAAUUUUGUGUAAAGGAGUACAAUAUAUUUUAAGGAGAUGUUGGGACUUCCUGUUAUUUUUUAAUUUUAUAAAGGAGGCAAUUUUGAAAUAAAUAUUUUACUUAAUAUUAUUUUAAGUUAACCAUACAUAGACUGAAACCAUUUAGAAUAUUAACCCCACCUUGUGUAGAUGUUUGAAAAGGGUUUUUAUGAAUGAAAAGUGUGGAUCACAUAUUUUUAAAGUGAGAUGUAUAAAAUAUUUUACUAAAAUGUGAAUAUGUUGUUAGUGAUUAACAUUUAUCAAAUUUUAAUGAUUUGUGUGCAAGAAUACUGUCAGUUAUUUUUAAAAUAUGCAAAAACACUACUAUAAGGUACAGUUAAACAAAAAAAACAUUUAAUUGAUAAUGGUUUUCAAAAUUGUUACCUUCAACUGUCAACUUGUGAAAAUGUCUUUUUAAAGUAAUUUUUUUUCUCGUAGCCAGAAUUAAAAUGUGCAAAGCUGUUCUUAUCAAGCUCUUUCGGAUAAUAAUAAUAACUAUCAAUCCCAGAGCUAUCUUGAAAUAUGAAAUGCUGUAUUGGUGUUGUCAUGGUUAAAUAAUAUUCUUUAUAUUAACUUGAGAUGUGUAAUGCUGUUGCACAGUAAGAUGUGAUUUGAGAGUCUUCAUUGUUGAAGGUCAUAAUACUAUAUAUUGUUCUGUUUAUAACUGUCUUUAGAACAAUUGAUAUUACAAGUGUUUUGCUAUUGUAAUCUAAAUCAAAAAGCUAACUGUCCAUAAGUUUUGUCUGAUUGAAAACAAGUUGAUAAAUGUUACAAAACUUCACUAUUGUGCAAGACUAACAUGGCUGUUUUAUUGAAUAAUCAAAUUGUCUUGAUGUUCAAACUUUUUUUUCAAAAUUUGCUCUCAAAUUUCUGUGCUUUUUGCAGCAUACUUGAAUUCUUUUCAGCUCGGUGAAUGCUUCUGUCUGAUUGUAAGAAAUCUUCUUUUUAUAGGAUACAAAAUUGUCUCAUUAUUUAAUCUUGUAAAGAUGUUGUUAGUCAUUUAAUAUAUCACAUCUGUGUUUAAAUCAUCACUCAUUAACAAUUCCAGUUGAGUUCUCAGGUUUAAAUCUUUACUGUUUCGUAAUUAUCAUACAUUUCAUCCAAUUUUUUUUUCAUUUUAACAUUAUAAGUUUUACUGGUUCAAAUGAAUUCAAAACGGAACCAGUUAGUGUAUUUGAGCAUUCAUAUUUGUAUCUAGUUUGCAAGAUCUAAGGAUUCUUUUCAAGAAAAUUCAAUCCAUUUUGAUUUAAAUGACAUUUUAUGAACAGAUGGACAUUAAUUUUUUUGGGGCAAUUAUGGUUUUAUAUAGUGAGGGGUUAAAGAUUAAUAAUUUUUGGGCAACAUCAUGGGAUUUUAUGAAACAUUGAUGGUAGCUUCUACAUGAUAAAGCAACCUGAACAAAAUUAAAAACAAAAUUUAAUUGUAGUUCUGAUUUACUUUUACAAAAAUAGUUGUUUUGUUUGUUAACAUAGCAGUUCUCCACUAACAGUAGCAGAAGCAGGCAAGAUUUUAAAAAGAUUUUAAAAUUUGAAAGGAAUGGAAAUGUCUUACCAUUUGUUUAUCUAACAAUAGUUUGUCUUUUAUUUAAUGUUAACAAUAAAAUGGUACUGAAGAAUGAAUGGUUAAUAUACUAAGUAAAAUGCCAAAAACAUUUUAGUACCAUUUAAAAUCAUACAACAUUAUUUGUGAAUGUUCAUAUACAUAUAUUUAUUAUCAUCACUUAUAUUAUUAUAACAAACCUCCAAGGAAUAUCAUCCGUGCCAGUGGCACAAAAAAUUGCUUUAAAAAGCAUAAUUUUUUUUAAAGGUUUGAUAGAAAAAGAGUACAGUUCUCCCUACAUAUUGGAGGUAAAAGAUUAAUUUGGCAAUUUCAGAUGCUUUAUAGACUAACAUUAAUUUUGUGACUUUAUUCACAAACUCUGCUAACAACAAAUCAAGUAUGGUUAGUGUGUCUUUGAUACUUCAAGGUGUGUUUGUUAUAGUAUUGUAUGAAAGUUGUAAAUAAUGAAUGGUCAAUUGUAAAUAAUAAAUUCAUCAAAUUUUA
Mytilus trossulus (common blue mussel) is the source of this 3946-nucleotide messenger RNA. RefSeq names its product casein kinase I-like. The record is from RefSeq and is a predicted model, not a curated record. Gene Ontology annotation, cellular component: nucleus; cytoplasm. Gene Ontology annotation, biological process: peptidyl-serine phosphorylation; positive regulation of canonical Wnt signaling pathway; signal transduction. Bases 223 to 1476 code for a protein of 417 amino acids. The transcript is spliced from 9 exons. Lineage: Eukaryota; Metazoa; Mollusca; Bivalvia; Mytilida; Mytilidae. Gene Ontology annotation, molecular function: ATP binding; protein serine/threonine kinase activity.